This is a messenger RNA of Trichomonas vaginalis G3, 600 nucleotides long. Its product is annotated as peptidyl-prolyl cis-trans isomerase protein. Gene Ontology annotation, cellular component: spliceosomal complex. Gene Ontology annotation, molecular function: RNA binding. Gene Ontology annotation, biological process: positive regulation of mRNA splicing, via spliceosome. NCBI's taxonomy places the organism in Eukaryota, Parabasalia, Trichomonadida, Trichomonadidae. The record is from RefSeq and is a predicted model, not a curated record. The transcript has a single exon. The coding region runs from base 1 to 600 and encodes 199 amino acids.
AUGUCCGGAAGUGAGGAUAAUAGUAAGGAAUACGAUCGUCGUUCCGAUGACGAAGAAGUAUCAAAAGAAGAGAAAAAUGAUUCAGAAUCCAAGAGUAGCACUGUUACAAUUCAUGUUGGCAAUCUUUCUUUUGAUACAACAGAAGAGUCUCUCAAGGCCAAAUUCGCAGAAUUUGGCAAUGUCGUAACAUGCAGAAUUCCACGCAGGACAAGGACUGGUAAGUCAAAAAGUUUUGGCUUCGUUGAAUUCUCAACAAAGGAAGAUGCUGAUAAAGCUAUCAAAGAGAUGAAUGAGAAGGAGUUCGAAGGACGUACACUUAAAAUUGAGAUCUCAAAUGGCCUCAGUGAUAAGCCUCGUCGUGGAGAUCGCCGCAAUGAAGGACGUAGAGACCGCCGCCGCUAUGAUGAUUACGACCGCAGAGAUCGCCGUCACGAUGACCGCAGAAGCCGUCGCCAUGAAUAUGAUGAUUACGAUCGCAGAGAACGCCGCCAUCAUGAUUACGACGAUUAUGAUCGCAGAGACCGCCGCCGCGAUUACGAUGAUGACCGCAGAGAACGCCGCCGUCGCGACUAUGACGAUGACCGCAGGGACCGCUACUAA